CGAUGACACGGUCUUGAUUUGGCUCAGUGACAGCAGACUAUUAAAUCCGUUAAGAUGUUAAACGUUUUUCUAUGUCUGGGACUUUUUGUAUCCCAUUACACUGUUAAUACCGAAAUCAUUUAUCAGGGGUUUAAUAGCUCAUUCGUUCCACAAUGGUGGCAACCCUGCAUUAUAUACGAGGUGUAUGUGCGGUCGUUCAAAGAUAGCAACGGCGAUGGCUUAGGCGAUUUAAAUGGAAUAACCGAAAAAGUAGACUAUUUAAAAAAUUUAGGAGUAUGCGCUGUUUGGCUAUCUCCGGUGUUCAAGUCACCACAACUGGACUUUGGCUAUGACAUAUCCAAUUUUAGGGAGAUCGACCCUAUAUAUGGGACAACGCAUGAUUUCGAUCGCAUGUUAGAGAAGUUCCACAAAGCCGGAAUAAAAGUACUCUUGGAUUUUGUGCCAAAUCAUACGAGUAACAUGCACGACUGGUUUAAGAAAUCGGUCAAAAAAAUAGACCCAUACACGGACUAUUUUAUUUGGAAAGAUGCAAAGUACGUUGAUGGUGUGAGGAGCCCUCCUAACAAUUGGUUGUCAGUAUUCAGCGGCUCCGCAUGGGAAUGGAGCGAGGGACGCCAACAGUAUUAUUUCCAUCAAUUCUUGGUCGAGCAACCGGAUUUGAACUACAGGAAUCCCAAAGUCCACGAAGAGAUUAAAGAUGUUAUGAGAUUCUGGCUGGAUCGUGGCCUGGACGGGUUUAGGAUUGAUGCGAUUUGUCACGUAUACGAAAAAGAAGACUUUGCAGACGAACCUCUGUCUGGCAAGCCUGGCGUCUUACCUACCGACUAUCUUUAUUUGGACCACCCUUACACCAUGCAACUACCCGAAAACGUUGGCUUGGUAAAAGAAUGGGAUGAGUUGAUCUACAGUUACAAGAAGAAAGAAAGCGACGAACUAAAAAUUCUUGUGUUAGAAUGUUAUGCGCCAACAAAGAAACUUAUGCCGUACUACAGUAACGAUUCCACGUGUAGGAGUACAUUCCCUUUUAACUUUAACUUGGUUGAACACAUGGACCGCGAAUCAGACGCCCAGGAUUUAAAAACCAUGAUUUCCACAUGGCUGAUCAAUAUGCCUGAAGGGUCAUGGGCCAAUUGGGUGAUUUCAAACCACGACCGUGACAGAAUAGCUUCGAGGAUGGAGAGUACGCUUUUGGAUGGAAUACACAUGAUUCAGAUGAUGUUGCCAGGAACGGCAAUCACGUACUACGGCGAUGAACUCGGUAUGGAAAACUCAUAUGUGCGGUGGGAUCAAGUCACCGAUACGUUUGCAUUGAACUACGGACCUGAGCGAUUUCAGUUAGUCAACAGAGAUCCAGAGAGGAGUCCAUUCCCGUGGGAUGACACGAAAAAUGCUGGCUUUUCCGAUGCCUCGAACGUAUGGCUUCCUAUCCAUCCCAAUUUUUGGGCUGACAACAUGAAACAACAAUCAAAACGUAAAAGCCAUUUAAGAACUUACAAACAGUUGGCGAGGCUAAGGCAAAAUCCAACACUGAUUUACGGAGACUUAGAUAUGUUCACGUUGUCAAAAUGGACGUUCGGUUUUACGAGGAGUUAUAAAGACAACCCAACGUACGUUGUUGUCGUCAAUUUCGGCAGCGAGACGGAAACGGUUGAUCUCUUAAAGUUCAGACCUACGUUGCCGGCCAUUUUAAAAGUCAAAGUGUCCAGUCUCAACUCUGGUCUUGUAACAGGAAAUCUGGUUAACGCCACAAGUAUUUUUUUGAGACCAAAAGCGGGUCUUGUCUUGAUCACGUCUUACAGUAAUGAAGUCUAAUAGCGCUGUUAGUCUUCGUUUUGUGGUUGUAUGGUUUUUUUUUUUGAAAAAAUAUUAUUCUUUUAAAAACAAAGACGAAUACACUAGUGGGUAAGGCGGUCAGAGCUCACUGUCACUCGCUGGUUUUGUAGAUUCACAAAAAAAUUGUACAUUAUAUUAUAAAACAUGUUUUUUACAAAGCAUUUUAAAUGAUCGUUAAUAAAAUAUUGCGUUAAUUAUUUCAAUAA
This is a messenger RNA of Adelges cooleyi (spruce gall adelgid), 2039 nucleotides long. RefSeq names its product maltase A3-like. The transcript has 10 exons. Gene Ontology annotation, biological process: carbohydrate metabolic process. NCBI's taxonomy places the organism in Eukaryota, Metazoa, Arthropoda, Insecta, Hemiptera, Adelgidae. The record is from RefSeq and is a predicted model, not a curated record. Bases 55 to 1812 code for a protein of 585 amino acids.